GAAAUUAUCGUUUUAAGAUUAGCGGUAAAUCAUGCCGGUACGAUACGGAAAUGCUACGACAAAUGGACCAGCGGCAGCUGACUCCUAUCAUCUUGGAAAUUUGGUAUUGGAUUUCUUCAACCAACCAGGUGAUUUCGUUUGGCAGAUCGACGCAGGCACUGGCGAAGUUGAGAACAAAUCUUCGGUGAAAAGCGUUCCAUACAACUGGCGAGAUGUUUAAAAAAUGCCGGUUACAAGCCGGGAGAUGUGGUCGCUGUGUCGGGUAUCAACCACCUUGACAUUCACAUCCCCUUCUACGCUUCGUACUUUAAUGGACAUCCAAUUAUGGGAAUCGACCCAUCUUAUAGAUACGAUGAAGUAAAGAGGCUUUUCGACAUAUCGCAACCAAAAGUUGCGUUCCUCGAAUCGGGACUCGUAGAAGAGUAUGAGAAGGUCAUCAAGGACCUCGGACUGGACACAAGGAUUAUCACAUUCGGCGAUGGCGACAGAUCUUUGGCCAAAUUUAUAAGGACGUUCGAUGAUGGUACUCCUGACAGCGAAUUCAGACCGGCCACCUUUGACACAAGCAAGGUAUUCGCAUGGCUGGUCUUAACCAGCGGCACCACGGGACUCCCUAAGGUCGCAGCCUUCAAGCAUUCUGACAUCCUCACCGUGGUCAAAAUCAACUCGGUCAUGAAAGACAAAGAAAUAGCACCAUUUAUGCUCCUGCCAAGUGUACAGUGGGUGUCAUCAUACUUAGCGACGUUGUGCAUGAUAAGUGUCAACCAAAUCAAGCUGCAGUCUUCGACGCCCGUCACAGUGGAUCAUAUCAUCGAUAUCAUUAACAAAUAUAAGCCCGUUGCCGCCAUAUCAACCCCGCUACUGAUCAGUGGCAUCUUGAAACACGAGAAAUAUUGCGACUUGACUUGCUUCAAGACGCUCAUCGUCACAGCAUUCGCGAUUAAUCCAACUGUUCUAAACCAAUUGAAGGCAAAAAUGCGACCUGGCGGCCAAGUGUGGAACCUGCUGGGACAGACAGAGUGCUUGGGUGCCAUCUUGCUCCCGGCUCCGAACGGACCUCAAGGCACUUGUGGGACCCAGCUGUCAGUCAGACCUGUAAAAUUGGUAGAUACAACGACUGGUCAAGAUAUCACGGAACCAAACAAAGUAGGAGAGCUGUUGACAAAGGGCCCAAUGUUAACGGAAUAUUACAAGAAUCCAGAGGCAACUGAGGCUGCGUUCACAGACGGCUGGUUGAGGACUGGCGAUCUGCUGUACAGAGACGAAAACGGAUACUACUUCUUCGUGGAAAGGAUAUCCAGCUCAUUCAGAUAUCAGAACUAUUUUAUCACCCCCAUGGAGUUAGAGCAUGUGAUCCAAGAGCACCCGGAUGUUCUGGAUGUGUGUGUGGUGGGUGUGCCGCAUCCGGAGGACAACAAACACGCUAUCGGAUGCGUUAUGCGACGGCCCGGAUCCACUCUCACAGAACAGAAUAUCAAGGACCUUAUUUCAAGUAAACUGUCCUCCUACAAACAAGUGAGCAGCGUCAUCUUCGUUGACAACUUCCCAAGAACCAUCUCCGGCAAAAUCGCCAGAGGCAAGGUCUUAGAAUACGUAUUGGAGGUCCAGAAACUUGGAUCUUCUGAAUGGCCUAGCUCUGGCAACACGAGAAAACUGAUCAGCGCUUUCCAGCAGCUUAGCACUACGGGCAACACCAGAUAUUUGUCGAGAGGGCGACACUGAUGGAUUAAGAAAGGGUAGAAAAUUAGAUCAAAAGAGAAAACCAACAGUGCUCUAAAGGCACAGUAUUUAAAUAAAGAGUACUAUCGUACAGUAUGGCCACUCCCGCUCCCCGCUCGAUUAUUAUCUUUAUCUCACAGUUACUGCCUGUCAAAAACGCCAGUCGACCUGUCAUAUCUCACUCAUACAAGAAUGGUACGCGUUCACCUACACGAGCUUAGAAUGUGUGCUAGGAACGCGCUUCUUUCAUAUAUUUGAUCGCCAGUGUCCGAGGUGUGCUAAACGGUUACUUAUCGAACCAUAAAUUGCAAAUGUUUCCUAGAUAUUUAGACUAUAUAAUAACUAACGUACCUAUUCUAAAAUGUUAGAUUGGUACAGGAUCAGUUCGUGGCGUUAGUAUCAAUAGCUGCUGCCUCAUACAAUUGUUAAUUAUAGGCUGAUAAGCGUCACAAGAUAUCUGGGCAUUUUUUGACUAUGCGCGAAAAAUAAAAUUAAAUGGCAGGUGAAAUAUAGUAGAUUAUACACCAAGGGAAUAAAACACUGUUUUAUGUCACGGGCGCGAUAUUGAAUCCUGAACGUAACGAAGGACUCCCAGUUUUAGUUAUAGAAUUGUCCUGAGUGCAGUGAGGGAUUCAAGCGCCCAAGACAAAAACAGUUUUAUUCCCGAGGUAUAUACUCUACUUUUCUCACCUUAUGCGAGACAAGAAAAAACACCAAAUUACAAUUACAAAUUACAAUCACUAGACAUUUUCGCUAUUAUUCUUGAAAUGGAGCUAUAAAAUGAUACCGCCGCAACUUGUCACAACUCGUUUCUGACAGCAUUUCAACAAAUGAAGAUCGUGCGUCAAAUGAAAAUCGAGUCGGUCGCGGCUUCGGUUUUUGAAAAUCGAGUUGGUCAUGCCCGCCGCGGGCAUUACGGCUUAACGAAAUUAGACUUUAUCGUCAUAGCAAUAAGGUGCAAUUAUUUGGCAAUUACAUUAUUGCGCCGUGAGUAAUAAUGAAUUUUCAUACAACAUUAUAUCACGGUUGUUGACAAGGGAUAUAAUGUCAUGCUUUCCGUGAAGUUCUAAUGACAUAUAAUCCGACUUUGUCGAGCAUGAGGUGUGAAAUAGUUAUUUGUUAUACAAGGGGGUAAAGUUGUAUUUUAACGCCGAGUGUGGAAUUGAAAAACGAGCAAGUGAAAGGAUUCUAUAGUUGAACCACGAGCGAAGCGAGUGGUUCGAGAUUAG
Molecule: messenger RNA, 2948 nt
Organism: Leguminivora glycinivorella
Lineage: Eukaryota; Metazoa; Arthropoda; Insecta; Lepidoptera; Tortricidae
Product: luciferin 4-monooxygenase-like
Exons: 11
Coding region: 325-1722 (465 amino acids)
Biological process (GO): fatty-acyl-CoA biosynthetic process; long-chain fatty acid metabolic process
Molecular function (GO): long-chain fatty acid-CoA ligase activity
Source: RefSeq, a predicted model, not a curated record